AGACGCUUAGUCAUCCAGUAACUGGACUGCAGAUAAUCUUUAAACAUGAAUCCCCUGAAUAUUAUGCUCCGAGGUGCGUCCGUGCUGGUGCUGGCGUGCGUGGUGUCCGCCAUCCCACAAGGAUACGGCUCCGGAGGCGACGGCGGGCUGGGAGUCGAUCUCGGUGGCACAGGAGGCCACGGCGGCAGCGGCGUUGGAGGCGGCAGUGUGCUUCCUUUCGUCUUGGCCGGGAAGGGUGUGCUUUCUGAAAGUGCCAUUGGUGGUGUAGGAGGCGUUGAUGGAGGUGUCAUCGGUGGGGAAUACAGCGCACCAGAUGCUGGAGUCGCCGGAGGCUUCGAUGGUGGUGUUGCUGGAGGCUUUGACUCUGGCGUCGCUGGAGGCUUUGAUACUGGCUUUGAUGGAGGCUUUGACACUGGUGUUGCUGGAGGAUUCGACACUGGCUUCGAUGAUGGUGUAUCCCAUGUCAGCCCACCUGUCAGCGUAUAUGAUGCACCACAUUAAUUUUGUUGAAAUGCAUAAUAAAGAACAAUUAUUCA
Molecule: messenger RNA, 536 nt
Organism: Penaeus chinensis
Lineage: Eukaryota; Metazoa; Arthropoda; Malacostraca; Decapoda; Penaeidae
Product: glycine-rich protein 23-like
Exons: 2
Coding region: 46-501 (151 amino acids)
Source: RefSeq, a predicted model, not a curated record